AUGAAGGGUCUGGCAUUUAUAGUAGCACUGGUAAUGGUUAUGGCAGUUGCUACCACAGAUGCUCAAACCAUUUGCAACAUGACCACUUCAGAUUUGAUGGCAUGCAAGCCGGCAGUGACUCCUCCAAACCCUCCUCCGCCCACGUCGACGUGUUGCUCAGCCCUUGCCCACGCCAACAUGCGUUGCCUUUGCUCGUAUAAGAACUCGAAGCUCUUGCCUACCCUUGGCAUUGACCCAAACCUUGCCGUGAAAUUGCCUAGCUUGUGCAAGCUUCCUCACCCUGCAAAUUGUUAG
Molecule: messenger RNA, 294 nt
Organism: Hibiscus syriacus
Lineage: Eukaryota; Viridiplantae; Streptophyta; Magnoliopsida; Malvales; Malvaceae
Product: putative lipid-transfer protein DIR1
Exons: 1
Coding region: 1-294 (97 amino acids)
Biological process (GO): systemic acquired resistance
Molecular function (GO): fatty acid binding
Source: RefSeq, a predicted model, not a curated record